GCCAGCGCUGGUAUUUUACUGUGCUUUUGUGUUUUACUCUUCCACCAGCUUUUUGGAGACUGGGAAUCUCAUCUGCGGAGGAUAAUGAAGUUGAUUGCUGGCGGAGGAUUGUCCAUCACGGGAUCCCACAACAUGUGCGGUGACUAUCUGUACAGCGGUCACACCGUCAUAUUAACUCUUACGUACUUAUUUAUCAAAGAGUAUUCCCCGCGGCGCCUCUGGUGGUAUCACUGGCUUUGCUGGGCACUCAGCAUGGUUGGGAUGUUCUGCAUCCUCCUUGCUCAUGACCACUACACUGUGGACGUGGUGGUGGCUUACUACAUCACUACGAGACUUUUCUGGUGGUAUCACACAAUGGCCAACCAGCAAGUGCUAAAAGAAGCUUCCCAAACUAACCUCCUUGCAAGGGUCUGGUGGUACAAGCCCUUCCAGUACUUCGAAAAGAAUGUCCAAGGAAUUGUACCUCGCUCCUACUACUGGCCCUUUCCCUGGCCGGUGCUGCACCGGGGCAGGCAGGUGAAAUACAGCCGCCUGGUGAACGACACGUAACAGCGUGUCCAUGGGCAACACGGGAGGAGAAGGACCUGUCCCAAGUGCUAAGAACUCGGAAUGAGAAGAUGCCAUA
Molecule: messenger RNA, 625 nt
Organism: Apaloderma vittatum (bar-tailed trogon)
Lineage: Eukaryota; Metazoa; Chordata; Aves; Trogoniformes; Trogonidae
Gene: SGMS1
Product: sphingomyelin synthase 1
Exons: 3
Biological process (GO): ceramide biosynthetic process; sphingomyelin biosynthetic process
Cellular component (GO): endoplasmic reticulum membrane; Golgi membrane
Molecular function (GO): sphingomyelin synthase activity; ceramide cholinephosphotransferase activity
Source: RefSeq, a predicted model, not a curated record